AUGAACCCCAGGGGUAUCUGCUUCUUGGCCUUUGUCCUGUUCUUCAGUGUGGUCUCAGCCAAAAGCCGACUGCCCACAAGAACUAUCAAGGAUAUGGAGAAGAACAUUACUAAACCAGUAGACCCCAGUGAGGUGAAGCCCACUAAAGAUCUAGGUCACAAGAAGCCCAAACAAUUUGGCAGCCAAAAAGUCCCACAGUCACCAAGAGCCAGAAAGUCAAGACCCCGAGUGGAGGCCCAGACCCCUGCCAUCUUGAUCCAGGUAGUGGGGAAGGGACAAUUCCAGAAGAUGGGUGAUUCCCUGAGCGUGCGAGCAGGAAAUUCCCUGGAGCUUCGAUGCCGGGGGAAGUCUGUCCGAUGGAGGUUCCCAGUUUAUUUGGAAGAGGAAGGAGAGGGGCGACUCAGAAUCAAGCACUUUACCCAAUAUAGCCAACUGCUGGUGAUGAAUUCAACCAUUGGAGAUACAGGAGAAUAUAGCUGCUGGUCCCGGCAUUGCCAGAAUAGUGAGUGUCGGGAUGUUGAGGACCGCACGGGGAGAACCUUUGUCUUCUUUACAGAUCCAGAGGAGCUCUUCGUCCCCACUGAAGAUUACUACGAAGUGGUCCAGCUUCGGACCAACCAGCCAACUCUGCUGCCCUGCCAAGUGACCAGCCCUGAGGCCCGGGUGACGCUGCACCGGGAGUUCCCCCCUGAGGAGGUCUCUGUAGAUGGAGUGGAUAUCUCCUUUGAUGCAAAGAAGGGCUUCACUAUACAUAGGCCUCGAGCCUCAUUUGCUGGCUCCCUCUUCUGCAUGGCCAGCCUGGGGGGCAUCCGGCAGAUCUCUACUAAGUACAUCUUGAUUUAUAUCAACUACCCAUCAUCCUCUCCCAGACCCACCAUCAAAGCCUCAGCAACCUCUGUUUUCUUGGGAGAAAAUUUCAAUGUGACCUGCACUGCUCUGGGAGAACCUGAGAUCACUGUGGACUUCACUUGGGAGUAUCCAGGGCAGCUGGUGGGUCGGCCACCCUAUGUCAGUGAAUGCUCUACUGUGGUGCGCAGAGCUGGCCAGGUACAGCAAGAAUGGGAGAGUGUCUUCUACGUAGAGGAGGCCCGAGCCAAGGACCAAGGCAUCUAUACCUGCAGAGCCACAAACCUUCAAGGUACCUCGACAGCCAGCACCCGAAUUCGAAUUCUCCAGCCCUCACAGAUCCUGGUUUCAACAGACAAGGCUGGUGACCAUUAAACUCCCUCUUUCACUGAAUGGCCCUGACCUCAGGGCACCUGGAGAGUGAAAGAUAUAUACCAAUGUAGGCUGCCACAUUCAACUACUCCUGUAUUCAGAGGAUAGAUUGUCUUUCCUCCAGUAGUGUGGUCUCCAAUUUCUUUCCGCUAGGCUUGCUGUAGGUAAUCUUUAUUCUAGCCACUAGACCCAGGCUCCCAACCCCCAGCCCCUCCAAACACUGCCUCAGUCCCUAAGUCCCAGCCCCCAACCUCCUCGCCUAACUGGAACCAUCCAUUCCCCUCCCCCUCCAUUAGUGCUCCCAGGCUGGCAAAUAUCUAAUCCCCCCAAGGCCUCAAAAAAUCUUGUGGGAAUGAAGCUCAGGAGCUGAGCCCUCACCAUUCAACUUGACCCUGCAGUAGUUGUCCACCCUCAUUCUACUCCUGCCCACCCCAUCCCGAAGAUAAAGAUGGAGGCCAAAUAAAGAUGCU
This is a messenger RNA of Vombatus ursinus (common wombat), 1688 nucleotides long. RefSeq names its product platelet-derived growth factor receptor-like protein. Lineage: Eukaryota; Metazoa; Chordata; Mammalia; Diprotodontia; Vombatidae. The transcript has 6 exons. The coding region runs from base 1 to 1221 and encodes 406 amino acids. The record is from RefSeq and is a predicted model, not a curated record.